AUGAAGCAAUCGGAAAUUAUUGAAAAGGUUCGCAAUGCCUUGGACAAGCACGAGGCGCGGCUGAGCGAUAUCAAUCAGAAGAUCUGGUCCAAUCCAGAAGUAUCCUUUGAAGAACACAAUGCCCACGACAACAUCUGCGCCCUGUUCGACGCCCUCGUCGUGGAUGGGUAUACGGUCACACGCAGCGCCUACGGGAUCAGCACCGCAUUCGAAAUCAGCUACACUCACGGACAAGGAGGACGCGUGAUAGCUUUCAACGCGGAAUACGAUAGUCUCCCGGGUAUAGGCCACGCCUGCGGCCACAAUCUAAUCGCAACAAGCGCCAUUGCCUCCUUCCUCGCAACCACCGAGACAAUGCGCACCCUCUACCCGGACUCCAACUACACAGUCCGUCUCCUAGGAACCCCCGCCGAAGAAGGCGGCGGCGGGAAACUCCUCCUCAUCGACGCGGGCGCUUACAAGGACGUCGACGCCUGUUUCAUGGUCCACCCAUUCCCCGCGUUGACUGGUUCCCCUAACCUGCUCAGUGCGAGUUCCGACUCGGCGCAGUACCUGGCAAACAAUAAAGUCGAGGUGACCUUUACGGGGAAGCCGGCACAUGCAUCGGCGGCGCCGUGGGAAGGUGUUAACGCGUUGGAUGCGGUCGUGGCUGCUUAUGUGAAUAUUUCCAUGUUGAGGCAGCAAAUUCUUCCCACGCAGAAGAUUCAUGGAGUUGUGCUGAGGGGUGGUGAGAGACCGAAUAUUAUUCCUGCUUCCACGACGGUGGAGUAUUAUAUCCGGUCUGAGACGGUGAACACGUUGAAGCCCCUGACGGAAAAGGUCGUGAAGUGUUUUGAGGCGGCGGCCACGGCGACGGGGUGUACUGUUGAGUUUAAAUGGGAACCGGCAUACAUGGAUAUGCGGGAUAAUCGUCCUAUUUGCGAGAGUUAUAUGAUUGCCAUGAAUGCAAUGGGUCACAGUACUAUAUAUGAUGCUGCUGGUCAGGAAGGUGGUUUGAGUGGAGGAUCCACUGAUAUGGGCAAUGUCUCGUACGAGGUACCCGGGUUCCAUGGCAGCUUCUAUAUCCAUACCGAUGGAGUCAAUCAUACUCCGCAAUUUACGGCCGGUGCCGGAUCGGAAGAGAGUUUCAAGCGCAGUCUUUAUUGUGCGGCGGGUAUGGCCGUUGUGGGAUGUCGGAUGUUGGCUGAGGAUGAGUUCGCUGCGACUGUCAAGUCUGAUUUUGAUAGCAAGAAAUAA
Molecule: messenger RNA, 1236 nt
Organism: Penicillium brasilianum
Lineage: Eukaryota; Fungi; Ascomycota; Eurotiomycetes; Eurotiales; Aspergillaceae
Source: the annotation of a GenBank genome assembly